Molecule: messenger RNA, 991 nt
Organism: Folsomia candida
Lineage: Eukaryota; Metazoa; Arthropoda; Collembola; Entomobryomorpha; Isotomidae
Gene: Rpb8
Product: DNA-directed RNA polymerases I, II, and III subunit RPABC3
Exons: 4
Coding region: 429-827 (132 amino acids)
Biological process (GO): DNA-templated transcription
Cellular component (GO): RNA polymerase II, core complex; RNA polymerase I complex; RNA polymerase III complex
Molecular function (GO): DNA-directed RNA polymerase activity
Source: RefSeq, a predicted model, not a curated record
AAUAAUGUGCUAUGCUGUUCAUUCGCGGCGCAGUUGUGUACCUACGGACCCUUCCAACUUCGCCACGUUUCUCGCUCGUCUUUCACUCCAAAGUAAACCUCCUCUGAAUCAGCUCGAGCAUCUCGAUCCUUCUUCUUCUCUACCAUUGGACACCACCAGCUCACCACAUCUGUCAAAAUCAUAGCACCAGAGAAGAAGUGUCACCAUUUUUCGAAAGUUUCUCCCCCUCCCCACACUUUCUCCAGUUUUCAUACGACCACAUUUGAAAAAAAGUUGAAAUUUUUCUGGAAUUUACUCUGACGCGGAUUCUCCUCUCUCAACUCGCCUUUUGCGUCGCAAUUUAUUCCCUGCAGUCAUGAGUCUCCGGGAAGAAGGAUCUGCAAUGGUGGUAGGGAUGUAUCCUACAAGUCGCAAUAAGGGACGCGCAGAUGAUGACGUCACCUGACUUUAGCCGACUUCACUGUGAGAGCGAGUCAUUCAAGAUGGACAUGAUUUUAGAUGUGAACACCUGGAUCUACCCCAUGGAGCUAGGUGACAAGUUUCGAAUGAUCGUCUCGACGACUUUGAGGGAAGACGGGUUUGCCGAGAGUUCCGAGUGGACCCCGUUAGAAAGCGGUCCCUCCAAGGCCGACUCGUUUGAGUACGUCAUGUUUGGGAAAAUCUACAGAAUUGAUGGGGACGAAGGGGGUGAAGCUGGGACGUCCAAAGUCUCGGCCUACGUGUCAUUCGGAGGGUUGCUGAUGCGCUUGGAAGGAGAUCAAAAUCACUUCCAGGGAUUCGAAGUGGACAAGAACAUUUAUCUCCUCAUGAAAAAAUUGGCUUUCUAGACUUUGUUGUUAAACUACAUAUUUUUUUACUAUUUCGGGGAAGUUGAAUAAACUCCAUUUAGUUAUUAGUUUGUAAUUAUUCAAUUGUAUGUAUGUGGUACUCAUUUGUUGUACUUUCCAAUUUUGUAUUUGACAAUAAAUUUCAUAAGCAUAAUUUAUCGGAA